AUGCAGUUUUUGCUGGCUCAUUUCUUAUCGUAUGUCGAAUCUUGUUUGGUCUUAUGUCAUGAUCAAUUGAAAGUGAAGGCUAUUCCAGAGGCAGCUGAACGUUUCAUUCUAGGCUCACCUAAUUCAUAUUCACAAAUCAAUGCAGUCCUUUCCGUCUAUGGGGAUUUAGUAUACGAAGCUGAGCUAAAAGUUAAUCGUACUAAUUCAUCAACACCAUAUCAUUCCAUUAUAAAAGAUAAUUAUGGAUCACCUUAUAAACUUCAACAGAUUCAAGAUUGUCUAAAUUAUACUACAAGAUGUCUUGAUAUGAUAGAAUCAGCCAAAACUACGAACAGUUUAGAUGAAAUGAUUGAAAGUCGCAUGUUUUUGUACGAAUUAUUUUAUUUCAUUCGAGAUGCUAAAGAUUGUUUAACUCAACCACCACGUAAAACUAUUGAAGAGCAUUUGACCAAUCCUAGUCGAAAAUGUUUUUAUCCACCAAUUCCAAAAGAUAUUGUCUUAAGUAUGUUUAUACGUGGUGCAUCAUUGGUGUUUGCUGCCUACAAUUUAGUCUAUAAUAGCAUGGAAAAACGAUGGGAAGUUUUAAAUCGUUCAAGUUCAGCUGGACAUACCUGCACCAUUGCGUUAUCCACUGGGACACGAAAGCUACACAUCUGAUCAAUACUAAAUAGGACGAAACAUUCGUCUUCAAUUUCACUGCUAUACACCAAUCAGACCGCAAUAUGAUGAAUAUCUGGGCAAUAUUGAGGCCUACGGAUGGAAGUUCAUCUACCAAGAGAAGUCGAGCAGUUUGAUUCAGUAUAUCAACGGGAAAUUAUGAAUAUUCAAACAACUAGUGAUCAUGUAGAUGUCUUGAUUGCCACUUUACAUGAUUUUAUAAUUUUUAGUCAAAUAUUUAGGUUAUUGUUUACAUUUUUCUAUAUUUGUUUCGUUUUUUUUCUCGUUUUUAUCAUCAACCGGAACAGAUUGAAUGUGUUAUCCCUCGACUGCAAGAAACUUUGUCUUACUUGAAUGCAGCUAUGCGUACCUUAAUGUAUUUAAUGAAUAAACAAGAGAUUUUAUAAUUUGUCAUCUUGUUUUUUUUACUAUCAGUAACUUUCUUCAUUGUUUAUUUGAUGUUUUAAAAAUGAAUUGGUGUAUACUUUACUCAGUCAGGCGUAAAUGCCAAUUUUUCUUUUAUCUAUCGUCUCUAUGCAUAACUAAGGUUGAACAACAAGCACAGUGUGAUCUACAACUAUUGCUUUUAAUUAAAUAUAAGGGAACUUUUAAAACUGAUGAGUGAGUGAGUGAGUGAGUGAG
Heterobilharzia americana is the source of this 1299-nucleotide messenger RNA. The record is from the annotation of a GenBank genome assembly. NCBI's taxonomy places the organism in Eukaryota, Metazoa, Platyhelminthes, Trematoda, Strigeidida, Schistosomatidae.